Messenger RNA from Leguminivora glycinivorella, 3895 nucleotides. RefSeq lists its product as uncharacterized. Lineage: Eukaryota; Metazoa; Arthropoda; Insecta; Lepidoptera; Tortricidae. The record is from RefSeq and is a predicted model, not a curated record. The transcript is spliced from 3 exons. The coding region runs from base 1 to 498 and encodes 165 amino acids.
AUGCAGCACUACCGUGGCAAUGCCGUCCGACCUUACCACUCCGAGUCCGAUAUCGACCGUCCGGCCAUCGAGCCCCAAUGCCGUCUCUCCGCCUCAUCCCCCCCACUCUCCCUGACCUUCGACGACCUGGAGGAUGACGUGUUCAUCAGUCCGAGGACAGACAACGGCAACGAUCUCUUCGCGACUAGAAAUGUCGAGAUAUUCGGAUACGGGAGUCCGAGGACCCCAGCGGGGGUUCUGUUGAGUCCGCGGAGAGACAGGACGUUCACGUUUCCAGAGACGAGCGAGAAGCAUUGGCGGGACAAGGGGGGGACGGAUAUGGCUGACGGCGUGGCAGACACUGAUGUGACUGACGCAGUAUCACCCGAAGAAUCGUCACCGGACCACUCGUCCGAUAGCUCAUUAUUCUCGUCAAUACUGCCGGACAAGCUGUCCGCCGGCUCAAUCUGCACGGCAGUGCUUCUGAUGCUCGGCUGGAAGUUUCUAAGUAAACGAUGAAGUCGCACACACAAGAAAUUUGCAACGCCAUCUAGCGUGCAAUGAGUAGCACCAGCUACUCCUGCGUCACGCUUGUUAAUUUUGUAUACAUUUUAUGUCUAUCGGUUAUUUUAUAAAUAGCCUUUUUACUACGAUAGACUCAAAAACAGUUGUUGUACAAACUGUAUUUGUAUAUUAAACUUACGCACUUUUUGACAUGUUUUUGUACAUGAAUAUUCUGAACUUGUUACAUACUUUUUGUAGAUUUGGAAUGAUUAUUCUCCUUGUAUUGAGAUUAUUUAUAAAGAUUGAACGGCAAUGCGGGAAAAGUAAUUAGAACUUCGAGGGAAAGUGAGGCAUUCGAAAUGUGAAUUUUAAAAUUAAUAACCUAGUUACUCAAUAUUGUUAUUUUUUUAUAAAAUUGUAGUGCAAAAAUAAAACAUAUUUUACCUACUAAAUAAAUUAUUCACUUGUCAAUUUUACAUUCCGCUUUCGGUGUUGAAGUAUAAUCUAUAGUUAUUAUCUGAAGUGAAAAAUAGGAAUACUUAACUCUAUUUAUCUCAAUUACUAUUUAGAAAUUUCUUCGAAGGGUGGACCACGUAUGUUCUAUAUUAUACAAAAAUAGAUUUUAUUUUAGUUGAAAAUAAAGUCCGUUUUCCCAGAAAUUGUUCCAAAGAGAGCAGCCUAAAAAUUAUCAUCGAUUGAUCUCAUUUUAUUAUUUUUGUAAUAAAAAUGUUUAUUUUAGAAUAGCGCUAGUGUAUUUAUAAUGUAAAGAGGGAGUGGAGAGUGCCAAGUUAUGUAAAAUGAAAAUUUUAUCAGAGAAGGUCUAUUUUAAUAAUAUUUCUUGUAUAAAAGUUACUUUUAGAUGAUUAAUAUGCUCUGACAUUUCUGUUAAACUCAAAACUUGAAAUUAAUUAUUGUAUGCCCUAAAUUUCUCGUCCGAGUACGUCGUUUAUUGAAUUAAUUUGGAGCUGUUAUAAUUAAUCAAUGGAGUGUUAAAGAAAUGAAAGGGUCUUGUAAGAUAAUUGUGUAGUUUAUAUUCGACUUUAAUUCGUAAAUACCUUAGUAUUAUGCUAGAUUUUUAUUCGUUGUAUCCACGAUGUAUAAAGCGUUUUGUUUUCAGAAUUAGAAAUGUCUAUUUUAUUAAUUUAAAGAAAAUUGCAAAAAUUUACCUAACUUGAAUUCAGUAAAGGGAAAAUUAGUUUAAGGCUGCGUUUCGAUCACAUAUAUAUGUUACGACUGUUACGAGGAAUACAAUCAUAAGAAUAACUGCACACAGCGAGAAAGACAAAAUAAAUUAUGGUAUUAUUUUGAUAAAAAAUACCUCCCGAUAUAUCGUCGGUCAAAACGCAGCUGGACUGUCUUUUUAGUAACCAAAAUGGGAACAAAACGUUUCGGGAACAAAUAUUCUUUCAUCAAAACUCAUCUUGUUCAUUUUAAGCUAUUUCAUUUUAGUAAUUUUAAAAUGGAAGGAUGUGUUCAAAUGUGAUAUGUAAUUUAUUUAAGGAGAUGAUUAAAUAAAAGAAGUUUUCCUAAUGAUCUCUCGAAAACUCUUAUUGCUAAUAUUUUUUUGCUAAUUUGUGCUAAAUAAUAAUUUAAUUACAGCAAUAAUUGCAUUGUUGUAAAUAUUUUUGUAAUCUAUUAGCUAGCACAAAUUGCUAAUUAAACCGACAUUACGCAUAUAAGAGUUUUGUACAUAAAUUAAAUUGGUAUGCUUAUUGCUCUUUUAUAAGAAUAAAAUUUUGUAGAGGACAAAUCCUAAAAUUCUAUAAAUGCUUUUCAUGCGAUAAAAUAGAAGACGCAGAUACUUACUACCAUGAAUUUAUUUUAUACGACUGAAAUUACUGCGUUGAAAUUAUAUUGGUACCUACUUAUUUUAUAUUAAGGGCUAAUUUACACGGCCCGCAAACUCGCAUACGAGUUUCAUUACAUUGCUUUAUUUGAUUGUUGUGCUGAAUUGUAUGUAACCUAAACAGUCUGCAAUGUAAAUCGCAUAAUUAUGAGUUCGGCCGCCGCGCGCCGUCUAAACGGGCCCUAAAGCGUAUUAGUCAUGAUUCAUGAACGAACUUUGCUCAAUUACUUAAAUGGUCAGUUGUUAUCAAUAUUUAGACUAAUAUGUAUUUUUAGGAUUUCUGGCAUGAAUGGUGCGAAUAUGCAUAAAUAAUAUCAUCUAUGUGCAUAUACUGGGUAGUGCAUGAAUAAAAAUAGUUGCCGAAGUGCACGUUGAUUCAAGUGUAAAUCCUUGUAUUUCGGCGGUCAUAAGACAGAAUAAUUGUCCAAAAACAGAAUAAACCGUAUAUUUGAACAAUUAUUAUAUCUUGUUCUAACCAACCCAUUCAUGCCAGCUCUCUGGAAUAUAAACGUGAAUGGAAAAUAAUUUUAAUUAUCUGGUCAGUAUUGAAGAAACGAGUAUAUUCCUUAGUGCAUAAUAGACAAUUUUGUUUUUACACUAGACUUUUAAAAUUUACACUGCCAUGUAUACUAAUGAAUCAUAAUUAAUAAGUAUUAUCAAUAUCAAUUGAUAAUUUUUGAACAAGCCAUGCAUUGUACGUAAACUAUCUAUAAGAUUAUUUAAAUUGUGAAUUCGAACUAUAAUACUCUAAUACCAAAUGCGUCUUCUAUGUUAGUACCGGCUGCUUACUGCUUUACACAAUUAGUAAAUAACAUAAACGAAACUGUAAGCAAUAUAAUUGUAAUUAUUCGUAGAUUUAAGAUUAGUAAGGGAAUAUCCCACUACCAAGUCUUUACAAAUUAAGGUUGUUUGUGCUAUAUGCCUGUGCUCAUCAGGUUUCAAUGAAUUUCGAUUACUAUUGAGUAGCCAUAACAAUAAAUCAAAUUUGUUACUGUUUUGUAAAAAAAAAACUAAUGUUGGACUACAAUUACCUAUAGCUAUAGUAAUAGUAUAUUAUUCAGUGAUGGUACAGCAUUGCCUAAGCCAAUCCAAUAAAAAUAACAGAGAGUAUUCCGAAAAAAUAUGAAAACCUGAUUCAUUUAAAUCCAUAGGUACUUUAUUGAGUUCAUUUCACUUAGAAUCGUUAUCAUUGUCUAUCUUGUAAACAUGAUUCUGUGUUGGAAGAACUAAAAGUACCUAUACUUAAAAUAAAAAUCAGGUUUAUGUUUUAUUUUUAAAAGGUUCAAACAAGGCUUUGGCAUCAAACGAUAGGUACUAAACUCUAGACAUGGAAUAAAGGAAUGGAGAAAGUCAUUUUUUGGGAAAGAGUGAUUUAUAUGUAUAAAAAUCUGUAUAUUUUACCUGACUGUAGCAACAGAAAGGAUUGUGUUUUAGGGUUAAUUUUAAGAAUUUAGUAAAUAACGCGGCGUAUUUUAAGUAUUUAGUUUAUUCUGAUAAGUCAUACCAAUUGACUUGCUCGUAAGUUUAAUUGUAGCGUAUUAUUUUAAAAUCUACUGCCUUUUAUGC